GGAUCCACACUUGUUUCAGUAAUGACAAUGCUUAUAUUAACGGCUAUUCGUCGACCUAUGCGACACAACCUUCAAAACUGAAGUGGCUGAACAUGGUGGGAAUCGGUGCAGAAAAAGCUUAUUGUAAAGAGGGUCUCACAUUUUGUCAAACACCACUAGUUUACUUUUCCCUUCUCAACAUCUUUGUGCAGAUAGCAACCCAGACUAAUUGCCUACACUUCUACGUACAGCAGCUGCAGAUAGAUUUUAAAUACAUCGGCAAACACACGGCGUAAAGCGAUCUCGACCGAGAGGUAAAUAUGCACUGUUAAGCUAAUAUCACCUGGGGUUGUUCUGAAUGCACUGUAAUAAUAAUGACACCAGGAACCGGCGUAUCUCACUACCCGAGCAUUUCCCAACCGAUGUUUUCAUUUAAUUAAAACUGUGAAUUGAUCCAGACGUUGCAUCCUCAUUAAAGUUCACGGUAUAAUGAAUUAACUUCAAACAGGUUGCAGGGAUUGAUGAAAUCGGCGAAAUUAUAGACCAGGGGAGGUGCCGGACGUCGGCGUGUGCAUGUCAGUGGAAAAUAUUCUGUUCCAAUCACCGUUGAGUUCGAGCCGGAAAAAAAGCAGUCUCAGUCAAACCCAUCACUUGUUGCUCACAACACGGAGAGGUUGAAGGACGCUACGGAGUGCAGAUUGUUCAGAGCACAGUUCUAUUUGUUUGCAAAGUCGUCAAACGUGAACUAAGACACAGAAAAGACUAGCGAACAAGGAGUUUAGUGAACUUAGAGGAAGCACGAAAACAGGCUAUUCUGAUAUGAGUGUCAUAGCUGCACUCCGUAAUGCACGCGAGUCCAGAGUAACUCUGGUAGUGGUAGUGACUGCUGCACUAUUCCUCGACGAAUUCUUACUAACUGUAGUCGUGCCAAUACUACCCGUGAUCUUCCUCGACGAGUGUCUCCGUUACAACAACCCCACCGUUGGGUACAUACCACUGGGAAAUGUCACCGGGGCUGGUCCGCUGAUGGCUUACGGGGAGGAGCGAGCGACUGACAACGAGACCAAUGCACUCGAUGAUCAUGUCUACACGGAAUGUGAGCGAACCGUCAACACGCAACUAGGCGUAUUUCUGGGCAGCCAGUUCGCGGUCCGCGUUGUCAUAAGUUUCUUCGGCAAUUACAUGUGCGAAAAAUUUGGCUACCACUUGCCAAUGCUUGUGGGCUGCAGCCUGUUGAUCAUCACGACUGUAGUAUAUGCAAUAGCUGAAUCAUACGCGGUAUAUAUGGUUGGUCGAAUGAUACACGGACUGGCAGCGAUUCCGAAUGACGUAGGAGGCCUCGGCUUACUGGCGUAUCGAUUCCGUGACAAUGAUGAGAGACGAGGGUUUGUACUAGGAAUCGCUCUUAGUGGCUUUGCUUUCGGCACAAUGGUUUCACCACCAUUUGGCGGAGUCGUUUUCUUCUAUCUCGGGAGGGCCGCACCUUUCAUCUUCAUCGCUGGUUUUCUAGUACUUUUGGCGCUUGCAGAGAUUGCCAUUUAUGACCAUGGCACGGCGACCCAGGAAAAGGCGGAUGUUAUGGCCACGGCAAAGCUCUUGCUGGACCCAUUGAUUCUUGUCACAAUCGUUGUUACAGUGACCGCAAGUUUGGGCUUCGGGUUGUUAGAAUCCUCUUUACCUAUUUGGAUGCUUGGCACUAUGGAUGCUGAAGAGUGGCAGCUAGGUGUUGUGUUCCUCCCUAUGAGUUUGACGGUGAUUGUCGGCAAUGUAGUUCUGGGCUAUUUUGCUUACAAAAUUGGAAGGUGGCUAUGUGUUGCUAUCGCCUUGAUUGUAGACGGUAUUUCCGUUGCCAUGAUCCCAUUUGCCGGCAGUUUCCUAGUUCUAAGUGUGCCGAUGGCCACGUUUGGAUUGUUCUUUGGUUUGAUAGACAGUACGGCGUGCUCCAUUUUUAAUGUAUUGGUUGAAAAGCGCCACCGUGCGGCGUAUGGGGGUGCAGCGACACUGUCGAUAGUCAGCUUCAGCAUCGGCUUCGUAAUAGGUCCGUCACUUAGUGCUUUCCUUGUAAAUAUAAUAGGAUUUCCUUGGAUGCUACGAGGCCUCGGCAUAGUGGCCGUGCUACUCUCGCCCCUGUGCCUGUUUCUGCGGAACACCGAUAGGGCGCCCUCCUCUGAGACCAACGAAGACGAAAGGAUGUUGAUUCUCCAGUCGCACAAGCCGGAAACUGUGGCGUGCAGACAAACCUGACCGUUGGUUCAGAAUACAAAAACAAUUGGUAUUGAGCCUUGUAAGCUGUAAUAUGACACGCACUGGCGAAUUGGUACUCGUUCAGAAAUUCGUGCUUUAGAACAAAAUGGCCGAGGCAUUGGGAGGUUGCUAAUCCAUAAUGAGGCGCUAAUGUAACCUUUGG
This is a messenger RNA of Patiria miniata (bat star), 2386 nucleotides long. Its product is annotated as synaptic vesicular amine transporter-like. The transcript is spliced from 14 exons. Gene Ontology annotation, biological process: aminergic neurotransmitter loading into synaptic vesicle; transmembrane transport. Gene Ontology annotation, molecular function: serotonin:sodium:chloride symporter activity. Gene Ontology annotation, cellular component: synaptic vesicle membrane; terminal bouton. Bases 799 to 2223 code for a protein of 474 amino acids. NCBI's taxonomy places the organism in Eukaryota, Metazoa, Echinodermata, Asteroidea, Valvatida, Asterinidae. The record is from RefSeq and is a predicted model, not a curated record.